Messenger RNA from Anopheles darlingi, 5089 nucleotides. RefSeq names its product retinol dehydrogenase 12. The record is from RefSeq and is a predicted model, not a curated record. Lineage: Eukaryota; Metazoa; Arthropoda; Insecta; Diptera; Culicidae. The transcript is spliced from 5 exons. Bases 561 to 1622 code for a protein of 353 amino acids.
GCCUGUCACACACGCACGCACGCACCAGUGGCACCGUUUUUGACAGCCGAGCGCAAACCGAACACAGGGUGACCCCGAAACGCGGCGGAACGUUGCAUGUGCAUGUCUUCUGCGCUGGAGUAUGCCCUUCGGGGAGAUGUACGCGCUCUGUUUCGUUCCCGUAAAAGGCUAUAUUGUUUCAACUUCCUAAGAAGGCGACCCGAACACGAUUCGCAUUCAUUGACCGGAAGCGAAAAUCAUCCCGAAACAACUUAUCGAAAAGGACGAGCAGCAGGAGGGAGCCAGGGAACGAUUCUCUACCACGACCUACUUUUAACGACCUACGACCUAAGCGGGCGACGUGAUCACACACACACACACACACGCACAUUAUGUGUCAGUCCAUCUCGUUAAGCCGUCCUGGUGCCAGAGCAUCAUGCUCGAUCGGGAGUGUGUUGGGGGGAUCGAGACAGUAUGGCACGCUACGCCGCCAUUCCCAUCAUAUCAAUAUCCGCCCCGCAGUCGACCACUGAGUGCCGUACGUCUCGACAAAAUCACAUCUCCACUCGGUUUGUGAGGUUAUGGCGCUGCUGGAGGAGAUCAAGGGGGCGCUCGGGGAAGCCGAUCCAUUCGCCACCUGGUGGCCAUUUAUAAUUGCGGCCAUCGUCUUCGUCAUCGGUACCGUGAGAGCUUACAUGGGAGGCCAGCCGUGCCCGAACGGUAAUGCCAUACCGGGCCGCCUGGUCGUAGUGACCGGUGCUUCCGGUGGCAUCGGUAGCGCGGUGUGCCGGGAGCUAGCCCGACGUAACGCCCAACUGGUGCUGGCCUGCCGCGGCAACCCGGACCAGCAGCAGCAUCUACGGGCCGAACUGAUUCGUGCCGGUGCGACCGAUGUGGAGGUGCUGGCCCUUGAUCUCGCCUCGCUCGACAGUGUACGACGGUUCGCGCGCCAACUGCUGGCCCGGCACCCAGCCAUCGAUGUGCUGGUCAACUGCGCGGGCGUCAUCUUUCAUCCACCGGGCCCGACGGUCGAUGGGUUCGAGCCGCACCUGCAGUGCAACUUCCUGGCGCAUCUCCUGCUGACCCAGCUGCUGCUACCGGCCCUGGCACGGUCACCGCAUGGUCCGCCGGGGCGAAUAGUGAACGUGGUGGCUCACGGGUACACGGCGGGCCGGAUUGCGCACCCGACCGACGAUCCGCUGAACCAGCGCCACCAGCCGCCCGCCAGCGGUCGCGAUGCGUUCUCCCACUCAAAGCUGGCGAUCGUGCUGGCGAGCCGGGCGCUGGCCAAGCGGCUACCGCCCACGACUACCAUCAACUGCUGCACACCGGGUUUGGUACGCGGGACCGGGCACCUGCGCCACUCACCCAUCAUGCGGGCACUGUUCGCCCGGAUCCUCACCUAUCCCUGGAUGUGGCUGUUCAUGAAGAGUCCGGCGCAGGGUGCCCAAACCAUCGUACGGCUAGUGACGGAUCCCGAGCUAAAUGGCCACACCGGUGGCCUGUACAAUGACUGCGAACCGGUGGAGCUGACCGAUUUGGCGAAGGACGAGCAGCUGGCCGAGCGGCUUUACCGUGCCGCACUCGAGGCAGUUGGCCUGUCAGAAGGACUGGAGGAGGAGGAGCAGAACACCACGCCUUAGCAGACUGCGAACCCUGUAGCAAGUAAAUAAAGGCAGGCUUAUAUAGCUUAUCCUGAGCAGGUUCAGUUCAGAGCAGAAGUAGCAGAAUCGGAUGUUCGGAUGUUGUUGCGAGAAAUGCGCGCCACACACCUCCCCGCUCGGUUCCGGUACCUUCCAUUGGAUGACGCCUUCCUGCUCCACUAACAACUGGCAAACAGUUGAGUUGAUCAUUUGCGCAAUUUAUUAUGCUUCGUAUUGAGAUUGACGAAAUCGAUCGAGUUAUCGUUCGGGGAUUUGUGUAAGGUGGUGUGUGUGUGUGUGUGUUUGUGUGUGUUCGUGUGAGUGUGUGUGUGCGUGUGUAGGUAGUAGGUAUGCGAGAUGCGGGGUUUCAUUGAUUUCUCUUCUUCUUCUCUUCCCCCACUGUUCCUGAUAAUUGCAGUAGUAGUUGCGAUGCGAACUCCUGUCCCUGUGGUGCACAGUAGCACACCACGUACACACACACACACACACACACACACACACACACACACACACAUACUUUACGGACUCACUACCACUAGGUUGGUCCAUGUUUUGUGCGCACUAUCUGGCAGAGGGGGAGGGGGUGGUAGGGGGGGGGGGGCUUGUACCAGAAGGGAUCCAGGGCAGUCGGUCCUGGAUCCGGAACAUUUUAGGGAAUUGGAUUGUGGUUAGCUAGGUCGCUCCGCUCGGAACGCUAGGCUUAAGGAUAUGCUAGGCUUCAACGGCUUUUACCCUACAUUAAUUGCUACCGUUUUCCGUGUCUUCCUGGCUAUCUCCCUCCCUUCCCCUCCCGAAACCACUUUCUCAUCCCUCCGGCUACCUUUAUUAACAUUAUACGUUUAGAGGAAAAUCAAAGGUCCCUUGCUCCUGUGAUUUCGCUAGCACAAAGGGUAGCCAUUCUGCUCUCUCUCUCCUUCUCUCUCUCUCUCUCUCUCUCUCUCUCUCUCUCUCUCUCUCUCUCUCUCUCUCUCUCUCUCUCUAUUUUACGAUAUGUCAAUAGCAUUCAGAUAGCGGUGCAGCGGUGGAUCCAAGUGCGCUAUAGGCGCCUUCCGUCGCUGUCGCCUGGCCACACGUGGGGAUCCUACAAGCCGAGAGUAAGUGUAAGUCUAUGUGCCUGUGUGUCCUGUGUGCAACUCGUGGAUUGGAUCUUGAUUGGUGCUGUUGUGCGGUGCGUGAACUGCUGCUGCUUCUGCUGCUGCUGCUCUCCGCAGCGCAGUGAACACAAAAAGGCAACUAAGGAAGGAAAAACACGAUUAUCACAAGAUUGAUGUGUUGAUGCUCCCGCACAUUACUACCACUACAGGCACGCAUACGCACACGCAAGCGCAAGUGGUCGUGAAUCGUGCGCGCCCGGCACUGCACGUAGUUGGUCAAAUGUCCCCCUGUUCCCACACACACUCCAGUUUUUUGACACACCUAACAGUCUAGCGUUAUUUUCCAGGACGCAAUUUUUAGCCUAAGGGUUCUGAAGGGUUGCUGCUAGUUGGUUGACUCAGGCUGCAUGUCGUUUUGGUCCAGCACCACUGGAGGAUGGCUCUUUCUCUUUCUCUUUCCCUUUCUCGCUCUCUCUUUGACCCAGGCGACCCAGAACCGGAAGGGGAGGGGGGGGGGGGGACGGGGGCUAGAGCACUAGUUAAGUCAAGUCCAAUCCCCCCGGGAAGCGUUAACCGACUGAAUUAAAAAUUAAAUUAACCGAAAGCAAACAAAUUGAAACUUGAAAACAGUGGAAUCGAAGCCGAGCGUUGUUCAGUGCAGCAGGGCAGAGGAGGGGGAGAGGGAGGGAGAGAGGGAGGGAGAGGGGCCGGGGUGAGUAGCUUUCGUAUCUCGAUUUUAAUGCCGUUAUGCGGUUUAUUAAGUGGUUUUGUUUCCCUUUGUUUGUUUUUGCUUUGCUUGUUGUUUGUUUAGUAAUUAGUAUUUUGAGCUACAUUGAUCACUUUACUAAUGGUUCGAUAUUCUUGCACGCAACGCACUGCUCGCACUACUACUGAACGGAAUCGAACUCCUACGCACGUCCGCCCGCCUGUCCGCCAGGUGCAGUGCAGCACGCCUGCCGUCCUUAGCCUGCCGUUCCUUACUUCCUUUCCUUCCGACUUUAAUUCGCUUUCGAUUUAAUUUAGUUCUUUGAGUUUGGGUUUACUUUAUUGUUAGUUUGCAGUUUAGGUGCACUAUACUCUGCCCUACCUUCUUGCGGCUUCUCUGGGCUGCUGCUGCUGCUGCAAGCAAUCAGAUGAUUGUGAUAAGUAUGCACCCUUUAUUUCCGUCAGCCAGCAGUCUGCAGCAGCCUGCGAUAGGUUGUUCCACACACCAGUUCACGUACCGUAACCGUAACCGUCGGCUGCCCGCUAUACUGCCGACGCUAGCCGACAUUCGCACUACUUUACCGUGCACUAUACAUAUAUAUAUCUACUAUGUAUAUAUCAUUGAUCAUUGUUUUCAUCUAGAGAGCGAAAAAAGUAACAAAAUAACUUACGCUCAAGCUUAUCUAAAGUGUUGCCGUUGUUGGCGCUAACCUAAGUAACAUUGCAUUUAUCUACUAGCAUGUAAUGAGUUGCUCACAGUACGAGUUUUGCAGCUUAAGUAGUAGUACCCCAAACGAACGUGGCAGGGCGCGUGCAUUCGAUACGCGGUUUUGUGCCCGAGGCCGGGUGGGGGGGGGGGGGGGGUUCUUCCUCUUCCGCGUAUGACCGUCGUGUGAACUUGGAUGCGGUCAUUGCGCGCUUGCAUUGCUGCUACUGCUUGUUGCUGAGCCAGCGGCCACUAGUGGGCAAGUCAGCGCAGCAUUACUAUGUAAGGUACGAGUUUUGUGGCCUAAAAAACCAAAAAAAAAAUGGAGUAACAUAUCGAUGUGCCAUGUGCCCAUAAGCGGCGGCGAGAAGCGGUACAGCGCCUGCGAAUGAAGCUGAAAAGCUGGUUACUACCAGCGCAGCGCACUCGGUGGUCGGGCAAUGGUGGUUCAAGCGGGCAAGCGGGACAACAGCUUCUUGUGACAUUCGCCGGCAGCGCGUCCGAGCACAGCACAGCAGGAACAUGUUCCUGUAAGGUCUCGGACUGCGGACACCACAAUUCUGUCCGCAAUCCGCAGAAAAGAGAAGAAGGAGAAGAGGGAAAGCUGGAAGCAACAACAGCAGCAGCAGUAGCAGCAACAGACUGACCCCCUCCUCCUACUAGCUACUGUUAAGGGGUCCCUAACCCCACUAGCAGUUAGGUGGUGGGUGUGUCGGGCGAGGAAGAGAGAUUGUUGUCGGAGGUGGAGAGCGGCCGGCAGAGACCGAUGCGGGCCGGCCCAAGCGGUAUCGCCUUGAGCGUGCUGACCGCCUGGUCGAGCGUCGCACCCUGCAGGCUCUGGCCGUUCACCGAGACGAGCCGAUCGCCGGGAAAGAUAAAGUUGGUCGCCUCGGCCGACCCGCCGGGGAUGAGGCCACGGACCACGAUCACCGUACCGUCCGUGUCGAGCGGAUCCUGAUAGU